Messenger RNA from Mauremys reevesii (Reeves's turtle), 797 nucleotides. RefSeq names its product antioxidant 1 copper chaperone (gene ATOX1). The transcript is spliced from 4 exons. The record is from RefSeq and is a predicted model, not a curated record. Bases 182 to 490 code for a protein of 102 amino acids. Gene Ontology annotation, biological process: copper ion transport. Gene Ontology annotation, molecular function: metal ion binding; copper chaperone activity. Gene Ontology annotation, cellular component: cytosol. NCBI's taxonomy places the organism in Eukaryota, Metazoa, Chordata, Testudines, Geoemydidae.
GACGCCGUUUGGCCAGUGCUGCGAAACAAGGGCGGUGCUUGAUGAGUGGCAAUCACCUCACCCUAUCCCACUGCCUUGUGGCAGGCGGCCGUUAAUGUGAGCGACGUAAGGACCAGCCAACAGACGUUGUAGUUUCAGCCAUUGAGGCGGGACAAAGCUCAACUGACUCCCCCGCUGGCCAAUGAGGCGACGCACCUCUCGCUAUAAGGUGAGAGUUGGAGGAGGCGGGGACUCAGAAGCCCUAGUAGCGUGGUUGAGCCGUACAGCGGCGUCCUUGAAAUCUAGCAAGAAGCACGAGUUCUCUGUCGACAUGACCUGCGAAGGGUGCUCCAACGCGGUCACACGCGUUCUCAACAAGCUGGGAGGUGUCCAGUUUGAGAUCGACCUGCCCAACAAGAAGGUGUGCAUCGACUCGGAGCACAGCGUCGACACCUUGCUGGCCACGCUGAAGAAAACUGGGAAGAGCGCCUCCUACCUGGGGGAGAAAUAACCCCCGAGCCGAUGGGUCGGAGGGUCAGGCUUUCUCCACGCCCCAAAGGAGGAGCGCUAACAUGAUGGCUUCAGUGAGAAGAUGGCCUGUGUACAGAUCUGUUGACACCCUCUGUCAUUUGACCCUGAUUACCCUGCCAGAUGUUGGAAAGAAGAAGGCUGGGAGGAGGAAGGACCCUCAGAGUAAAGGACCAUGAUCUACUUGAACGAUAGUUUGUAAAACUCCCCUCUUGAAAUGGAGAGUUCAGGUGUGCUCUCCCUCUCUGGCCUUGCAGUAAACAAAGGAGCCGCUUCUCUUUUCAAAUACA